AGAUGCGAAACUCCCAAACUCCGAGUUUUUGUGUCGGGGUCUUUUUGUGAGGUUUACCUCUGACGUCACGGCCCCGCCCACUCGAGCUCCGGUUUGAUCACUGCGCGCUGCUGACAGUCGCCGCGAACUCGUGCUCGGCCGCGAUUUAACGGCUUUAAGCGGCGGCGGGCUGUCGUUUCUCGGCUACCGGAGGGUUAUGACUCUAAACAUGUUCACCUAACCCAUCCUGAGCGGUGGCGAUGCCCGCACGAGCUCGUGAGGCGGCCGAUUGUCAUUUCGAUUUAGCUGGCGUUCGCUUAGCCGCCACAGGCUAAUUAAUUAACCCUUGCUGUGAGGUAAAUAUUGACUCCAAAUCACCGGAGACGCAACAAAAACGCCACAGAACGCCGAGCUUCAGCGAGGACCAGCGCUGUUUCGUCGUGUUGGCUGAACGUGAGGGAUUAACGGCAGGUGGAGCUGUGACGGUUGUGUGGAUAAGAUCGUUGUACAGGACGCAGGGAAACUGAGAAGACGCUCGUUCACCAUGACGUCCCCCUCGCCCUCAUCUCAACCAUAGGAACACACACACACUCACACACACACGCAGAAGAACAUCACACUACAGCCCAGGGUUUGUGAGGUGUGUGCUUUGAGGGAUCAUGUCUGUGGUCUUCACACCCGACGGGAUGAAGGAGGGCGACGGCUCUCUGUCCACCGAUGCUUCUGUGGGCAACCGUGGGAAAAGCAGCCCGACGGCUCCCGCGAAAGACGCCAACUCCGACUGCACAGAACCUGAUGACAACCUCUCCCAGGACGCACAGCGGCGCUGUCAGAAUCACGGCCACACUAGGAAACGAGCAAAGUCGAAUGCAAAGCUCAAGUUGGUGAGGAGUCUUGCAGUGUGUGAAGAAUCAUCAGGACCGUUUUUGACCGAUGGUCCUCCAGAGUCACAGGACAUCAUUCAGCUACACAUCAGCUGUCCAUCCGAUAAAGAGGAGGAGAAAUCCUCGAAAGACGAGUAUGAGAAUGAGGAGAGGGAAAAGAAGGAUAAAACUCCACGCAAGAUGCUUUCGCGCGACUCCAGUCAGGAAUACACUGAUUCCACAGGGAUAGAUGUACAUGAGUUCCUGGUGAACACACUGAAAAACAACCCCAGAGACAGAAUGAUGCUGCUGAAGCUGGAACAGGAUAUCCUGGAGUUCAUUAAUGAUGAGAAUAACCAGUAUAAGAAGUUUCCUCAAAUGACCUCAUAUCAUCGCAUGCUGCUGCAUCGAGUCGCUGCCUACUUUGGCAUGGAUCACAACGUGGACCAAACAGGCAAAGCGGUCAUCAUCAACAAGACCAGCAACACACGCAUCCCCGAGCAGAGGUUCUCUGAGCACAUUAAAGAUGAGCGCAGCAUGGACUUCCAGAAAAAGUUCAUCCUGAAGCGAGACGAUGCCAGCAUGGAUAAAGAUGAUAAUCAGAUCCGGGUCCCGCUGCAGGACGGCCGGCGCAGUAAGUCCAUCGAGGAGCGAGAGGAGGAGUACCAGCGCGUCAGAGAUCGCAUCUUUGCACGAGAAUCCUCACAGAAUGGAUACAUCAAUGAUAACAGACUGUCCACUGACGGCUACUCCUCGUCCUCCCAAAAGCGGAGGCAGAUUUUUAGGGGUAACAGGGAAAGCUCCAGCCGGGCGUCCAGCAGUCGUCAGAGCAGCACUGACAGUGAGAUGAAGAGCCUGGAGCCGCGUCCGUGGAGCAGCACAGACUCGGACAGCUCCAGCCGAACGCUCAGACCUCCGGUCACCAAAGCCAGCAGCUUCAGUGGCAUCUCCAUCCUCACACGAGGAGACAGUCUGGGCAGCAAGGGGUCGCAGGGCAGCGCCAGGGGCUCCCGCACAGGUCUUCCCACAGUCACUCCAGAUGUUUGUGCGCUCUCUCAGCCGCCCCAGCAGAGAUGUGGGCUCCUGCCGUGUCCCCCGAACUGUCCCUCUGGAGCCCCUCAGACCCCGAGCCAACAAGCCCCCCCGCCGCUGCUGCCGACCCCGACACACGCACACACACACACUCACACACACACACAGCACGCCAUCAGCGCACACAAUCACAUGCUGCCUCAGUCGGUGGCGUCUGCGCAGGCUGUGUCUUACUCAAACCCUUCGUGUCCUCAGGUCCUCCUGCCUGUUUCUCCUUCCCAGCAGUACAACCUGGGAGAUGAGUUGACUCCAGGUUUCGGGCAGAUGUCUCUAAGCCGUCAGGGCUCCAGCGAGGCACCAGAGCCGCCCAGUUUAUACCAGCCUCCACCCGCCGUACUAUCCCAGCAUCCUCCACCUCAGCCCAGCUACAUCAUGCCCCCGCCGCCCUCUGGAUACCAGCCUGCAGCUCCACACCCACAUCCUCCUCCGCCUCCGCCUCCACCAACACAAGCCAUCCUACAGACCGCUCCACCCACACAGGGAUACAUGCAGCCUCCGCCUCCACCACAGCAGAUCCAGGUUCAGUAUUACUCCACCGGAGGACAGUAUCCGAAUUCAGGCCAGCAGUACCGCGCCAUCUCUCACCAGGUCUCGUAUCCCACACAGCGCUCUCAGCCGCUGCCGCCACCGCCGCAGCCCUCCGCUCCUCUCCAGCCCAUGAUGACCAAUCAGCAGCCAGCGUACCAGGGCAUGAUGGGAGUCCAGCAGCCUCAGAGCGCCAGUAUGAUGAACACGCAACGCACGGCCAUGAACGGACAGAUGCAGGGCAUGAUGGUCCAGUACCCACCCAUGCCCUCAUAUCAGGUGCCUGUAGCCAAUGAGAGUCAGUCUGUGGUGCAGCAGCAGUACCAGCAGCCCGUCAUGGUUUCGGCCAGUCAGUCUGUACAGGGAGCCAUGCCGACCGCGGCACCCAUGCCCGUCUACUACAGCGUGCUGACGCCCACACAACAGAACAGCACGAGCCCAUCUGUGGGUUACCUGCAGCCGCCCAGUUCAGAUCAGUACCAGAUGACCCAGUCUGCCUCCCCCUGCAGCCCACAGCCAAUGCAGCAGCAGUAUUCAGGGGUUCCUCCUCCUGGUGCUGGUGUGAUGGUGAUGCAGCUCAGUGUCCCGAACGGACCGCAGCCGACCCAGAAUCCUCCGCUGGUGCAGUGGAACCCCUGCAAGUACUACAGCAUGGAGCAGAGACCCAGCAAACCUGAGCCGCAGGUCAGCAGUCCUCUGGCGUCUCCCACACAGUCUCCGGCUCCUUCUCCAUCUGGCAGCGUGAGCACCAUGUGUCCGGGUCUCGGCCCGCUGCCUCUCAUCUCACCGUUCCCUCGGCCCGGCGGACCAGCACAAGCAGAUGGACGUUACUCUUUACUGGGGCAGCCGCUGCAGUACAGUCUGUGUCCUCCUCCCAUCAUGCACAACCACAACCAGUCCUACAGCUCCCAUCAGAGUCAGGGAGUGAUGAAGCACGGAGCGCGGGGGAAAAGACAAACUCUCAAAUCUGCCUCCACAGACCUCGGGACCACUGACGUGGUGGUGAGUCGUGUGCUGGAGGUCACAGAUCUCCCCGAGGGCAUCUCCCGUCUGGAGGCCGAGAAGCUCUUCAACCAGCUCUCGCUCUGCGGUGCUAAGAUCCAGUGGCUGAAGGACCCUCAGUGUCCCCGGGGCCCCGGCGGGGGACGAGGAGACCCCAGGGACCCCGCUCACCUCUACACCGUGGUGGCCGUGUUCCCCAACACCAUGGCGGCUCAGAGCGCCUCCUUCAAGCUCAACAACAGCGGUUUGUUCAAACUGCGCGCCACCAAAAAGAACUACGACUUGCGCGUGCUGGAGCGAGCGAGCUCGCAGUGAGUCAGGAGAGAGAGAGAGAGAGAGAUGUCCAAGGGAAGAGAUCAUCCUGGUGUUCCUUAGGGAUCUUUUUAUCGUUUUGUAUCAUUGACAGAAGAGCACAUGUGACACAGUCUUAAAGGGACAGUAACGUUUCAGUAACUCACGUUCAUGUCGUUCCAAACCCGUGUGACUUUCUUUCUUCUGCGGAACCGAGAAACAGAUAUUUAACCUUUUUUGUUCAUUUCCAGCUGUUUUAUGAUUUUGUGUUCUGCGCUUCAUACAGACAUGAGGGUAACAUCACACUUUUUUGCCCAAUUCUGUCAUUUAUUUGCUCCCAUUCAUGUUUUCCAAACUUACAUGAUUCAUUCUCUCUGAAACAUUAAAGAAGAACGUUUUGGUUUUCAUUGACUUCCAUUCUGUGGAGAUACAGUGGAAGUCAAUGGGAACCUUUGGUGGGUGUUCUUUAUAUCCUGCUUCUGCAACAGAAGGAAACGUUUACGGGUGUGUAAUGACAUCAGUGUGAGUGAAUCAUGGAUUUUUAAUUUUUGGGAUGAACUGAAAUGACGAUCAUGUCUUCUUUAGCGCACAUUCAUAUCGUUUAAUUUCUUCCCUGGAGCAGAAGAUGUUUUGAAGGAUGUCGGCAAUCAAACCAGUUCCCAUUGGAAAUGUGGAAAUACAGUGGAAGUCAACGGCAGCCAGAAAUGUCUGCCAGCGUUUCUCACAUCAAUGCUGCUUUAGAAGAAAGAAAUGCAUAUAGGUAUAAAGACAACGUUUGUUUUUGGGGUGAACUAUUCCUUAAAAGCAUAGUUCUUAUCUUCAUUUAUUCGCCUUCAUGUCAUUCCAAACCUGUCUGAUCUUAUUUAAGCAGAGCACAAACGGAGUCUCAAGGUACUUUAUUCUCACGUGUGGAGCUGGACAAAUAAAGCUCAAAUGUUCUUCCCAAGCAGAAGAAAUGAAGUCCAGCAGGUUUGGAGAUACAUGAACGUGCUCCUGUUUCCUCCAUCAGCCUCCGUCUCUCUCUCUCUCUCUCAUUUGUUCACUUUGGAUUUCUUCCUCUUUCACUUUCUAGCGUUUCUUGCUUUCUGUUUUGCCUUAACGCUGUUGUGGACUUCUGUAUCGCGCUGUUUCUCUCUCUCUCUCUCUCAGAUGAAUCUUCUGUUCUCGGUUCAGUAUAUUUAUAUAAGUGAUGUAAGGAUUAUAAGAAAUAAUCUAUAUAUUCAGUGAUUCUUUUCCCGUGGAUUAGUUGAAGCUCCUUCUUCUCCUCCUCGUUGUGUUUUUCUGUUGAGCGCUGUGCAGAAAGUAUCUGAGGUAUUUAAAAGUGCACAAUGAUUGCGAAUGUCUACUGUAAAUUCCAUUUAAUCUCUGAUUUUCUGUUUGUUUUUAAGAAUAUAAAAGAGAACUCAAAGACUCCU
This is a messenger RNA of Carassius auratus (goldfish), 5167 nucleotides long. Its product is annotated as R3H domain-containing protein 2-like. The record is from RefSeq and is a predicted model, not a curated record. NCBI's taxonomy places the organism in Eukaryota, Metazoa, Chordata, Actinopteri, Cypriniformes, Cyprinidae. Gene Ontology annotation, molecular function: nucleic acid binding. The transcript has 26 exons. Bases 639 to 3776 code for a protein of 1045 amino acids.